This is a messenger RNA of Myripristis murdjan (pinecone soldierfish), 1319 nucleotides long. Its product is annotated as cell wall protein DAN4-like. The transcript is spliced from 5 exons. Lineage: Eukaryota; Metazoa; Chordata; Actinopteri; Holocentriformes; Holocentridae. Bases 304 to 1017 code for a protein of 237 amino acids. The record is from RefSeq and is a predicted model, not a curated record.
ACAACAGCAGCUCCAACAACCACAACAGCCGCACCUACAACAACAGCAGCUCCUUCCACAACAACCGCAGCUCCAACAACUACAACAAUUACACCAACAACCACCUCAGCCACUGCCACAACCACAACUGCUGUCCCCACUACCACAACUGCUGCCCACACAACUACAAGUACAGCUCCCUCAACUACAACAGUGGCGCCAACAACCACAACAACAACACCCACAACUACAAAUGCAGGUCACACAACUAUAACAGCAGCUCUCACAACCACAACAGCAGCCCCAACAACGACAACAGAAGCAAUGAUUUCACCAGCAACAACAGAAGCAUCCACAGCCAGUGUUUUGACAACUGUGGCUUCUAAUACAGCUUCUGUUACAACUACAUCGAAUACACAGAUAACCACAACCAGUGCCACAACUACGGAAGCGAGUGGUCCCCCGCAAAGUGGUGAGGGCUUCCUAAUUCUGCUGUUGGAUCUAGACCGUCCUUUCAUCCCACAAUACAACAAUCCACAGUCUCAACAAUACAAAGACCUGGCUAACAAUGUUACAGCAGAGUGUAACAAAGGGUACCAAAUUGUGUAUCCAGAGACUUUCCUGAGAUGUAGUAUUAAAGGUUUUCGGCCCGGUUCAGUUGUAGUGGAAACCAAUUUGAUCUUCAAGAAUGAGACAGUGGUUCCUACAGCCUCUCAUGCAGUGGUGUCUCUUGAAAAGGCAAUCAAUGAAUCAAAGGUGUUCCUUGAUGUCAUCCCAAACACUAUCAGAACAGCAAAUACAACAUCAAAUUCAACAACUGCCACACCAACAACUGCAACAACCACAGCUGUGGAUACAACAACAACAACAACAGCAACCACCAUAGCUGUGGAUACAACAGCAUCACCAACAACAACUACAGCUGCAACAUUGACCAUCACCAGCAGAGCAAUGGCAUCAACCAGACCUCUGAAUGUGCUCACUUUACUGCUAAUUCCUCUUGCUUUCUUUGUAACAGACCGGCAAUGCCUUCUCUAAGAAUGGAUAAACAAUUAAAGUGAUCAGAAAUGGACAGUCAGAUGUAAUCAAUAUCACUGAAAAAAUUCAGUGUAAGAAUUGGGUAUAACAAUAAAUCCAUUUCUUUAGCACAUGUAACACUACCAUUUAUAAAUCCAUUCAAGCACUGCCUAGCAAAUGUAAUAUAUUUUGCAACAACGUUAAUGUAUCUUAAUUUAUAAUAUUGUUCAUGUAGUGUCUGAUAUCAUAGCAAACAUAUAUUUGUGAAUUAUUUAUUAUAUAUUACAUGCACUUCUUUUGGUUGUUAUACAGUGGUCCCUCGU